GUCUUCUUGUGGGAACAUUAGACGUGGUUUUGGAUUCCAGUGCCAGAGUUGCCCCGUACCGUAUUCUGCACCAGACUCAGGACUCUCAAGUGUAUUGGGCAGUGGCGUGCGGAUCAUCUCGUAAAGAGAUCACAAAGCAUUGGGAAUGGCUGGAGAAUAACUUACUACAGACUCUGUCCAUCUUUGAUAACGAAGAAGAUAUCACCACCUUUGUCAAAGGCAAGAUACAUGGAAUUAUUGCUGAAGAGAACAAGAAUGAGCAGCCCCAGAGUGAGGAGGAUCCAGGUAAAUUCAAAGAGGCUGAACUGAAGAUGCGGAAGCAGUUUGGGAUGCCCGAGGUGGAGAAGUUGGUCAAUUACUAUUCUUGCAGCUAUUGGAAGGGACGUGUACCCAGGCAGGGUUGGCUCUACCUCACUGUCAAUCACCUCUGUUUCUACUCCUUCCUUCUGGGCAAAGAGGUGACACUGGUGAUCCAGUGGGUGGAUGUAACCCAGCUAGAAAAAAAUGCUACACUGCUGUUCCCUGAGUGCAUUAAAGUAAGCACAAGGGACAGUGAACUUUAUUUUUCCAUGUUUCUCAACAUCAAUGAGACAUUCAAGCUGAUGGAGCAGUUGGCUAACAUUGCGAUGCGGCAGUUAUUGGAUAAUGAGAGCUUCCUACAGGACAAGUCCCUCCCGAAGCCCAGGAAACCUCUUAAGAACAUCUCUGCAUUAAAAAGAGACCUGGAUGCUCGAGCCAAAAAUGAGUGCUACCGUGCCACUUUCCGGUUGCCCAAGGACGAAUGCCUGGAUGGACAUACAGACUGUACCUUGUGGACGCCAUUCAACAAGAUGCAUAUUCCUGGGCAGAUGUUUGUUUCCAACAAUUACAUCUGUUUUGCCAGCAAGGCAGAGGAGGCCUGUCAUCUCAUCAUUCCCCUGAGGGAGGUGACAAUAGUUGAGAAAGCAGAUAGUUCCAGUGUCUUGCCCAGCCCUCUGUCCAUCAGCACUAAAAGUAAAAUGACCUUCUUCUUUGCCAAUCUGAAAGACCGAGAUUUCUUGGUACAGAGAAUCUCUGACUUCUUGCAGAGAACGCCAUCCAAGAAACCGUGCGGCAGUGACAGGGAAUGGAAGUGGAAUUUGGCUGACGCUGGUUGCGAGGAGGUUCCAGAGUUGCCUUCCAGCAGCCCACUUGCAGUUAGCCCCACAUCUGCUCUCAGCAAUCGACCUGUCAACUUCUGUGCUGGGGAAGUGCCAACAGCCUCGCAGGGACUGCUUAAACUCUUCAGAAGAAGUUCCGAAGAGCUCUUGGGACCCAAAGGAGCAAAGGAGAAGAUGAAGGAAGAGUCUUGGAACAUUCACUUCUUUGAGUACGGGCGAGGGAUGUGUAUGUAUCGCACUGCCAAGACUAGGGAGUUGGUGCAAAAAGGAAUCCCAGAGAACCUUCGUGGAGAGCUGUGGCUCCUUUUUUCAGGGGCUUGGAAUGAGAUGGUGACUCAUCCUGGUUACUAUGCAGAUCUUGUGGAAAAGUCAAUGGGAAAGUACAACCUUGCUACAGAGGAAAUUGAGAGAGAUCUGCACCGUUCUAUGCCAGAACAUCCUGCCUUUCAGAAUGAGUUGGGAAUUGCUGCCCUCCGUAGAGUCUUAACAGCUUAUGCAUUCAGAAAUCCAACAAUUGGGUACUGUCAGGCCAUGAACAUUGUUACAUCAGUACUGUUGCUAUACUGCAACGAGGAAGAGGCUUUCUGGCUUCUAGUGGCUUUAUGUGAGCGGAUGUUGCCAGAUUACUACAACACAAGAGUAGUGGGUGCAUUGGUGGACCAAGGCAUCUUUGAAGAACUUACACGAGAGUCUCUUCCACAGCUGUCAGAAAAGAUGCAGGAUCUGGGAGUGAUUUCCACCAUAUCCCUUUCCUGGUUUCUCACUCUCUUUCUCAGUGUCAUGCCGUUUGAGAGUGCCGUGGUCAUUGUCGACUGUUUUUUCUAUGAGGGAAUCAAGUUUAUCUUGCAGGUGUCACUGGCCAUACUUGAUGCCAACAUGGAGAAGUUGUUACAGUGCUGUGAUGAAGGUGAAGCCAUGACUAUUCUGGGCAGAUAUUUAGACAAUGUAGUUAACAGACAGAGCGUCUCUCCUCCUAUUCCCCACUUGCAUGCCUUACUGACGAGUGGAGAUGAACCGCCACUUGAAAUCGACAUCUUCGAACUCAUCAAAACAUCCUAUGAGAAAUUCAGCAAUCUGAAGGCAGAUGACAUUGAACAAAUGCGUUUUAAACAAAGGCUGAAAGUGAUCCAGUCUCUCGAGGAUACAGCCAAGAAGAGCGUGGUCCGAGCUGUGUCUAGUGACAUUGGCUUCUCUAUCGAAGAACUAGAAGAGCUGUAUGUAGUGUUCAAGGCGAAGUAUCUGAUGAGCUGUUACUGGGGAAAUAACCGUGCUGCAGCUGCCCGCCGAGAUCAGAGUUUACCCUACCUGGAGCAGUAUCGCAUAGACAUGGAGCAGUUCAAAGAGCUGUUCAUCAGUUUGACCCCCUGGUCCUGUGGUGCACAUACGCCUGUGCUAGCAGGGCGUUUGUUCCGGCUUCUCGACGAGAACAGGGAUUCGCUCAUUAACUUCAAGGAAUUUGUGACAGGGAUGAGUGGGAUGUACCACGGUGACCUCACUGAAAAACUCAAAGUACUUUACAAACUGCAUCUGCCUCCUGCUCUGAAUCCAGAGGAGACAGAGUCUGCUUUGGAGGCCACAAGUUAUUUCACAGAGGAUGUCACAACAGAAGAAACCCAAGAAGAUAAAGGAAGGAGAAAUGAGAACGGUCCAGAAAAAGAGGAGAAGGGUACCAGUCCACAGGACUACAGAUACUACCUAAGAAUGUGGGCCAAGGAGAAAGAGUCUAGGAAAGAAACCAUUAAAGAUCUCCCCAAAAUGAGCCAGGAACAAUUCAUAGAGUUAUGCAAGACCCUUUACAACAUGUUCAGCGAGGACCCGGUGGAGCAAGAGCUGUACCAUGCAAUUGCUACUGUAGCCAGUCUCCUCCUGCGAAUUGGGGAGGUGGGGAAAAAAUUCUCCAACAGGCCCAUGAGAAAGUCUGAGGACUGCAAAGUAAACAAUACCCAAGAUCAUGUGAGUGAAGAGGAGUCACCAACCUCUGAACAGAGUCAGAUUCCAGCAGUGGAGCAGCAACCCCAAGCUGACCAUGAGGACAAAACCUGUGGAGAUGCUCAGCCUGAAAAAGCACAGCAGGAGAACCAAACUCUAGGAGAUGGGUCAGGGGAAGGACAAGCCUCUCCUUUACAGCUGCUAUCAGAUGAUGAAACCAAAGAUGAUAUGUCCAUGUCUUCCUACUCCAUGGUCAGCACAGGCUCCCUGCAGUGUGAAGACAUUGCAGAUGACACGGUCCUGGUGGGUUGUGAAGGCAGUAGUUCAGCUGCCAGGUAUGGCAGUACCAUUGAUACUGACUGGUCUAUCUCCUUUGAGCAGAUCUUAGCUUCCAUGCUGACGGAAACAGCCCUUGUAAACUACUUUGAGAAGAAGGUCGACAUUCUCCAAAAGAUCAAAGAUCAGAAGAAGGUAGAGAGGCAGUUCAGUUCAUCCAGUGACUAUGAACUUUCCUCUGUGUCAGGGUGA
Messenger RNA from Tauraco erythrolophus (red-crested turaco), 3596 nucleotides. The record is from RefSeq and is a predicted model, not a curated record. Lineage: Eukaryota; Metazoa; Chordata; Aves; Musophagiformes; Musophagidae.